AUGAUGCGCCACAUCGCCAACGCGCUCUACGAGAGAGCCACCGACGGCGCCCACUCGGUUUACAAGAGAGCUGCCGACGGCACUCCCCAGUACGACCUCCCCUCGUGGUCCUGGGCCGUGAUCCUCGCCGACUUCAUCGUCUUCCUCCCCCUCAUCCUCAUCCUCACCUACACCAUCCAAACGGUCUACCCCAUCUUCGCCAUCGUCGAGGAUGAGAACCCCCCGGCCUACGACCCCGUCAACCUGAACGAGGACGAUGCCGCCGACGUCCCCGGCGUCGGCCCCAUCCCGCCGAAGCCCACCGGAGGCCGCCCCACCACCGUCACCUCCUCCCUCCGCUCCAUCAACCGCCUCCUGACCUCCAACGGCGGCUGGCGCGCAAACUUCCGCGGCUUCUUCUGCAUGCUCGCCCAGGGCAUCGCCACCGCCGUCCUCUACGGCGUCUUCUCCGCCUUUCUCCCCAACAUCCUCGCCUCCCUCGCGACCCUCCUCGCCGCCCUCUCCCUCGUCCAGCUCAGCACCGCCUGGGUCCACAUCGUCAUCACCCCGCGCUCCCCUCUGCACUUCUGGUCCCGCCUCCCGCCCUUCAAGCGCACCUUCGACGCCACCGCCCGACCCGUCGCCGCCUACUGGCUCGCGACACAGGUCGCCACCUGGGUCCCCAUCGCCGUCGGCUGGGCUCUCGGCCUCGACCUCCCCAACUUCCGCUUCGGCGCCCCGACCACCACCGUCCCCGGCACCGAGCCCCAGAACUCCGACGCCUGGAAGAGCAUCGUCAUCACCCUCAUCAGCAUCGCCUUCCACAUCCUCGUCGUCAUCCCCGCCGAGGUCGUCCUCGUCCGCGUCCAGGCCUCCCUGCUCCCCGAGGAGUCCGACACCAUCAUCCCCUUCGAUCGCUCCUUCGAGGGCAAGGUCGAGCCGCGUGUCGUCGGCGGCAAGGGCUACGCCACCAUGGGCCAGGCCUGGGCCACCUUCUCCCGCGCCGCGUGGAAGCGUCUCGUCAUCCUCUACGCCAAGGUCAUCGCCGUCUCCGCUGCUGGUUUCCUGCUGAUGGCUGCUGUCAUCAUCCCCGAGGUUAUCCUGAUGGCCAGCAAGUCUACUCCCAAGAACUAA
Messenger RNA from Colletotrichum karsti, 1113 nucleotides. RefSeq names its product ubiquitin carrier protein. The record is from RefSeq and is a predicted model, not a curated record. The transcript is spliced from 2 exons. The coding region runs from base 1 to 1113 and encodes 370 amino acids. Lineage: Eukaryota; Fungi; Ascomycota; Sordariomycetes; Glomerellales; Glomerellaceae.